This is a messenger RNA of Sporothrix schenckii 1099-18, 252 nucleotides long. RefSeq lists its product as uncharacterized. The transcript has a single exon. NCBI's taxonomy places the organism in Eukaryota, Fungi, Ascomycota, Sordariomycetes, Ophiostomatales, Ophiostomataceae. The record is from RefSeq and is a predicted model, not a curated record. The coding region runs from base 1 to 252 and encodes 83 amino acids.
AUGCGCUUGAGGAAGGUAGAAGAAGGGCCCGAGGGCAUCGCAACGGUUUCGUUCCAGGAAGGAGGCACAGGCGUCCAUCGCUGUCGUAUGUGCGAAAUGAGGAAGGUGCGCCGGGGCUCCGUAACAGCCAAAGGACAGGCUAGAAGAUACACCCUCGCACGGAAAGAACGCUCACGAGCAAAGUAUGUUACAAUUGGAAGGGAAGGAACGGAUGAAAACGAGCAAAGUAGUCCCGAAGUAAAGACGACGUAA